Molecule: messenger RNA, 2612 nt
Organism: Acanthochromis polyacanthus (spiny chromis)
Lineage: Eukaryota; Metazoa; Chordata; Actinopteri; Pomacentridae
Gene: rom1b
Product: retinal outer segment membrane protein 1b
Exons: 6
Coding region: 512-1606 (364 amino acids)
Biological process (GO): visual perception
Cellular component (GO): membrane
Source: RefSeq, a predicted model, not a curated record
CCAGUCUCUGUGUCCUCCAGCCAUGGGUACAGCGGUUUAGGGGGGCGCCGCACACGGACAGACCCAGAGGGGCGCCAUCAAAAGACACCAUCACAUCAAGAGGAAGAAAUCGUUGGUUUCAUCUCGAAGGGGAGGCUGUGGCGGUGUGACCAACUGCUUGAGGGGAAAAUCUGUCAUCUUGGGGAAAAGGAAUAUCUCUUUUAUUCCAUAUUUCAUUAAUCAUCACUUUUCUCAUAUUUUCUCCAUGGUAUUGCUGCACUGAUUUGGAUUAUAAAGACUCUUUUUGGGACAACUUCAGCAACCAAGUGCAAGCUUUUGGAUUAUCCUCUGAGGUCGACUGUGUCCUUUACCAUCCCAGGGAUCUACCUGCUUAUCCCCUUCACCUGGAACAAAUUAGAUGAGCUCAACCUGCUAAUAACUCUCCAAACAACGAGCGAAAGGCCUGCACUGACCACUGACCAUUCCAGCAGCACAAUUCGUGCAACACUGAAACCAACUUCUUCAGGGAGCCAUGGCGCUGUUGAAGAUGAAGUUCACCCAGCAGAGGCGGGUGCGUCUGGCCCAGGGUCUGUGGCUGCUGUCCUGGCUGGCAGUCAUGUGUGGGGCCUUCAUCUUCUGUCUGGGGGUUUACCUUAAGACAGAGCUGCUUCGUAGGGCUGAGGUGAUGGACAACACAGAGAUCCAUGUGGUGCCCAACAUCCUGAUGAUGGUGGGUCUGGCCUCCAUCGGCACCAACUGGGUUGCCAGUCGUGUUUGCCAGGACUCCUUGGACGCGAGCCGCUUCCCCCGUUGGAAGGUUCUCCUGCUGGCCUGGUUUGCUGUAGCUGCGCUGCUCUGUUGUCUGCUUAUCGCUGUGGUGGUGCUCAGCUACGCCCUGCAAGGACGCCUGGAGGAGUCCCUGAAGGUGGGCCUGAGGAACGGUAUUCGAUUCUACAAGGACACAGAUGUACCCGGACGAUGUUUUCAGAAGGAGACCAUUGAUCAUCUGCAGAUGGAAUUCCGCUGUUGUGGCAACAACAACUUCAAGGACUGGUUCGAGGUGCAGUGGGUCAGCAACAGAUAUCUGGACUUCACCUCAAAGGAUGUCAAAGAUCGUAUUCGGAGUAACGUGGACGGGCGCUUCCUGUUGGAUGGCGUUCCUUUCAGCUGCUGUAACCCGGCCUCCCCUCGCCCCUGCCUGCAGUACCACCUGACAGAUAGCAGGGCCCACUACAACUAUGAGUACCAAUCAGAGGAGCUCAACUUGUACAGCCGUGGCUGCAGGCAGGCUCUGAUCGACUACUACAUGGACUUGAUGAACUCAACCGGCCCCGGUGUGCUGUCAGUCAUCCUAAUACAGAUGUCAGUGCUUCUGAGCCUGCGGUACCUGCAGACGGCCGUGGAAGGAGCCAUGGCUCUGGAGAACCCGGAGGGUGAAAGUGAGGGUUAUCUUUUGGAGAAGGAUGUGAAGCAAACCUUUGAGGAUUGCAAAGCCAAGGUCCUCGACAUGCUAAAGUUAGCGCAGGUUGAUGCUGCCGCCGCCGAAGUGUCUCCCGGGGCUGCAGACGCUGAGAAAACAGUUGAUAACACCACGGAGAAGGCGGCCUCCCCUACUCCUGCCAGCUAGAGGGGAAACAUGAUUUAAACAUCAGAUGAGGAGGAAGGGAUGCAGGAGGGGUAGAUGUAUCUGAGGUGUUUUUGGUUGUGUGAGUUGGUUGGCGGCAGGUGGGACGCCUGUUGGGUUUUGACACGUUAGACUUGAGUUAUAUUCCACCAGUGCAGCAGCUACAGCUCCCUCGCACAUGACCAAAACAGGGCAACACACUGGGAAUCUUAUCAGGCCCUGCACGGACACCAAAACAAACAUCUCCUCUGUGCAGGACCUCAUGAAAAUGUAACCAUCAGACAAUCUAUUGUGGAGAUGUGUAGAACUUUUUGUUGCGACUAGAAGAGAGUACAUUCAGUUUCAACAGGUGUAGCUUAAACAUACAAAGUCGUGUUUUGACAUUCUGACUCAAAUUUGGCAAAGCCCCAUCACAUGAUGCUAAAGUUCAUCCCAUGUGCACUGUAUUUUUCAUCUCAGAGCUGUAGAGUUUGUAGUAAACUGCAAUGAAAUGCUUAGGAACUUGUUAAACUGGCAACGCACAUGAAUAAUAUAUUAAAGGUAGACGUUUUUAACUGCUUUGUAGUGUCGGCCUCCUUUUGUACAUGUAAUAUAACAGAGGCGUGUUUAAACUGACAGUGGGUUAUCUGAGUUCAGCAAGGAGUGUUGGAUUAAGUGUGUGUGUUUUGCGUGCAUACGUGUGUGUGAGUGUGGUGCCCUAUAUGAAGCUGUCAUCGUGUCUAUUCUGGCAGCUCUGAAACAAUCUGAUAAUCCUGGUGUAGUUAAUCCCAGAACUGCUGCACAAGCAUUAUCAGCACACCCUGACAGCACACAGGAGCGCACUCCGUCACACAGCGGCAGAAACAGCACACUCAUACAACAUGUUGCAAGUUAUUUUCUAAAGCAGAACGGUUUUUAAAUGCUAUUUAUUUGCAAAGAAAUAAAUAUCAUGGUGAUCUGUCCUAGCUACAGGUAUAUCCCAUGUGUGCUCAUUCUUCUUGAAUAAAACUCUAUCACAGAACAAUUUCAA